Molecule: messenger RNA, 901 nt
Organism: Acomys russatus (golden spiny mouse)
Lineage: Eukaryota; Metazoa; Chordata; Mammalia; Rodentia; Muridae
Product: myomesin-1-like
Exons: 4
Coding region: 200-886 (228 amino acids)
Source: RefSeq, a predicted model, not a curated record
CAUUCUGCUGCCUGACCACAUGCAUUAUUUUUGAACUGGCACCCAGAAUCCUGCCUCUAGCCCUGCCUUUAAACUUUCUCUCAGAUUCAACCUCAGUGGGUCUUCAUUAUCUCCUCCUGCUCCUUGACAGCAGCGGCGGAACACCCCCCUGGUAUCCUUGCCCCAGAAACUGGUUGCCUCCUCCCCUCUGGGGUGCACGAUGGCUUUGCCUUUUUAUCAGAAGUCCCACCAGCACUAUGAUCUCAGCUACCGCAACAAGGACCUCCGCAGCACCAUGAGCCACUACCAACAGCAGCAGAAGCAGCGCUCCGCCAUCUACACCCACGGCUCCACCGCCUAUAGCAGCCGGUCCUCCGCAGCACACCGCCAGGAGUCAGAGGCCUUUAGUCACGCAUCUGCCGCCUCCUACCAGCAGCAGGCCACUCAGGCCUACCGCCUUGGAGCAUCUCAGUAUUCUCAAGGGUCUGAAGUCAGCCGGAAGACAGCCUCCGCAUAUGAUCAUGGCUAUUCCUACGGACUUACAGAUUCCAGUCUGCUAUUAGAAGAUUAUUCAUCCAAGUUGAGCCCCCAAACAAAGAGAGCCAAGCGGAGCCUUCUGUCUGGAGAGGAAACCGGAAACCUGCCAGGCAACUACAUGGUGCCGAUUUACUCUGGGCGCCAAGUGCACAUCGGUGGAAUUAGAGACACAGAAGAAGAAAGAAUUAAAGAAGCUGCUGCUUACAUAGCUCAGAGGACUCUUCUUGCCAGCGAGGAAGCAGUCGCAGCAUCCAAGCAGUCCAUGGUAUCCAAGCAGUCCACGGCAUCCACGCAGUCCACGGCAUCCAAACAGGCCACGUCCACCCUUCAACGAGAAGAAACGUUUGAGAGAAGUCGAGGAAUAUUGUGAUUCGAGAAAAGGCAG